Molecule: messenger RNA, 2275 nt
Organism: Aspergillus homomorphus CBS 101889
Lineage: Eukaryota; Fungi; Ascomycota; Eurotiomycetes; Eurotiales; Aspergillaceae
Product: translation initiation factor eIF2B catalytic subunit epsilon
Exons: 6
Coding region: 148-2250 (700 amino acids)
Biological process (GO): biosynthetic process
Cellular component (GO): eukaryotic translation initiation factor 2B complex
Molecular function (GO): translation initiation factor activity; guanyl-nucleotide exchange factor activity; translation initiation factor binding
Source: RefSeq, a predicted model, not a curated record
CUCGUGGGUGGGCAUUGCACCGUCUGUUCUGUCUUUGGCCUACAACUUGCUCUCUUGUCGUCGGAAAAGUUGUCACUGGCUUGUGUGAGGCUGGGUCCAGUUUUAAAGAAGAACCCUCUCCAGUCUCUACCUAAUCAUCUACCCGAUAUGGGUCCGAAGAAAGGCGGCGCGCCGAAGCAGAGGGGAAAUGCUACGGAGACGGUAGAGGAGACGCUGCAGGCGGUGGUGCUUGCGGAUACCUUCGAGACGAGAUUCGAGCCGUUCACCUUGGAAAGACCUCGGUGUCUCUUGCCGCUCGCGAACACGCCCCUCAUCGAAUAUACCCUGGAGUUCCUUGCCAAUGCGGGUGUUGAGGAUGUCUUCCUCUAUGGCGGUGCGCACUCGGAUCAGUUGGAGAGAUAUAUCAAUGCAUCGAAGUGGAGGGCGCCCUCGUCGCCCUUCAAGCAAUUGACUUUCCUCAAGUCGACGUCCACCUCGGUCGGAGACGUCAUGCGUGACCUCGACGGCAAGCACCUCAUCACCGGAGACUUCAUCGUGGUCAGCGGCGAUGUCAUCAGCAACUUGCCGAUCGAAGGCGCCCUGGCCAAGCACCGUGCUCGCCGCGAAGCCGACAAGAACGCGAUCAUGACAAUGAUCCUGCGGGAAGCCGGCCGCAACCACCGCACCAAGGCUUCCUCCGUGUCUCCUGUCUUCGUGAUCGACCCGACCAAGGACCGCUGCCUGCACUACGAGGAGAUUGACCAGCACAACCCCGACUCCACGCGCUUGAACAUCGAGGCCGAGCUCAUCACCUCACAUCAGGAAAUCGACCUGCGCCAGGACCUGAUCGACUGCAACAUCGAUAUCUGCACCCCCGAUGUGCUGAGUCUCUGGUCCGACAGCUUCGAUUACCAGGCGCCGCGCAAGCAGUUCUUGUUCGGUGUGUUGAAAGACUACGAGCUCAACGGCAAGACGAUCCACACGCAUAUCAUCAAGGACCACUAUGCUGCCCGCGUGAGGAACUUGAAGGCGUACGAUGCUGUCAGCAAGGAUAUCAUCUCCAGAUGGACCUACCCUCUUUGCCCUGAUACUAACCUGCUUCCUGGUCACAACUACGAGCUUCGCAAGGGAAGCUUGUACCAGGAGCAGGGCGUGACUCUGGCCCGCUCCUGUGUCAUCGGCCGUCGAACGGUCAUUGGCCAGGGAACGAGUAUUGGAGACAAGACAACGGUUAAGGACACAGUUCUGGGCCGGGACUGCAAGAUUGGGAAGAACGUUACCUUGGAAGGUGCCUAUAUCUGGGACGGCGCUGUUAUCGGUGACGGAACGACCGUCAAGCAGGCCAUUGUUGCCGACCGGGCGGUGGUUGGAAAGAACUGUACCGUUGAAGCCGGUGCUCUGAUCUCCUUUGGUGUAGAAAUCGCCGACGGAGUCAAUGUUAGUGAAGGACUUCGCAUCACGAAAGCGCCCAGAGAGGAGGAUGAUGGUGUGCCCACCAGCGAGCCCGAGGUCGUUGGUGAGGGUGGUACGGGCUAUGAAUAUGUUCCCUACGAAGAUGAGGAUGAAGAUGACACAGCAAGCAACGCCUCGUCGGGGUUGGUUUACAACAUGGCGCAUCUUUCGCUAUCCUCCGACUCGAUUUCCACACUCUCGUCCGAGAUCUCAGACUUCGGCGGUUCCCGCUCUGGUAGCUUCAGUACUACGAUGUCUGAUGACGAAGAGUCGGAUCACUUCGUACAUGAUGCCGCGGCUAGCGUCUACGACAGCUUGCGGGAUGCCGUCACGUCGGACGUGGUUCAGCUGGAAUUGGUCAGUCUACGUAUGACGGCCAAUGCCUCGGACCACCAGGUUCGACGCGCGGUGGUGUCCGCGUUCAUGAAGCGGGUUGCACAGUUGAUGGAAGGCGGAAAGGGUGCUGGAGACGCAGUCCGCGAGAUCUUCGGCAAAUACCGGGAGAUAGUGGAGCGAUCCUUGUUCGAUCGGGAGCGUGAGGCGAAGCCCGACCAGGUGGAUCUGCUUCUCCUCAUCCAGCAGGACCUGGUGCACCGCAGCCGGGGCGAUACAGUUCUUCUGUUCACCGCCAAAGAACUGUAUGACUUGGAGAUCAUCGAUGAGGAGGCUUACGAGCAGUGGUGGGACGAUGAGCGGUCGAGCAGCACCGAGGAGAUGCGCCAAGUGCGCAGUCAAACGCAGCAGUUCGUUGACUGGUUGGCCAAUGCCGAGGAAGAGGAGAGCAGCGAAGAAGAAGAGAGCGAGGAAGAUGACGAGUAAAUGAACGAUUUAGAGUGUGGCAUAU